AUGGCUCAUGCCAUCGGUGGGUUGUACCUGACGCUAUCGUCUGAGGAAGUUUCCGGGUUCUGGCCUCGAAGCUUUUUUGCCUGGAUCUUACCACUCUUCCGAACCGGAUUUUCAACGGCGAUUGGGAUCAGCGAUAUACCAGAAGUAGAUCACGACUUACGUGGACACGCUACAAAUGCGAAGUUAAGUAGAGCUUGGAUGGAGUCUAAAGGCUCAUGGCGAAUUCUCAAAGCACUGUUCCGUGCCUAUCACUGGUCAAUCCUCUCUGCAAUUGUCCCACGCAUCGCUCUUAUAGCAUUCACAUUAUGUCAGCCAUUCUUGAUCUCCACAACUGUAACUUGGAUGGGGUCAGAGGUUACUACCGAAACGAAAGGUUAUGGCCAGAGUCUCGUUGGAGCUUAUGUCAUUGUGUAUUUUGGCAUGGCGAUCUCGACGGCUGUAUAUUUUCAACAAGUCAAUCGUUUCGCGACCAUGACACGCGCCGGGCUUGUUUCCAUGAUUUAUGACAAGACUAUGAUGCUAAAAGCUAAGGAUCUCAAAGAUGCAAAAGCUAUUACGCUUAUGGGUACUGAUAUGGAGAGAAUCCUGAAUGCCAUUAAAAACAUGCACGAAACUUGGGCAUCUAUUAUUCAAGCUUGCAUUGCUAUUUGGCUUCUUGAGCGUCAAGUCUAUGUGGCCUGUGUGGUACCUACACUAAUCUCUCUAUUCUGCGUUUAUCUGACUGGCCCGGUCUCCAAACGAAUGGCAGCUGCGCAGAAAGCUUGGAUUGAACGGAUCCAGAAAAGACUUGCUGUUACAUCGGCUAUGCUUGGUGAUAUGAAGGCAGUUCAGAUGCUCGGGCUCAAGGAAUUGUUAUUCAAUACUAUCAACAAUUUACGGGAACUUGAACUUAAAGACUCGGUGAGAUACAGAAAAAUUAUGGUAGUAGUCGCUGUAUUGUCAAAUGCUCCUCAAUAUCUCGCCCCGUAUGCAAUGUUCUUGACGUAUGGAAUUAUUGCUGCGGUUGGGAAGAACCAAACAUUGCUUGCAGCGCAAGCCUUCGCGUCCCUCUCUUUGGUGUCGCUAGUCACUGCUCCACUGAUUAAACUCGUCUUUUCUAUUCCAAUGUUAAGACAAGCGAUUGGCUGUCUUGAGCGUGUCGAGCAAUUCUAUCUGAAAGAAGAGCUUGUAACAGAGGACACUGAUUCUGCUAUCAGUAUUGACAGUCAUGGUGCCAUAUCUCACGAAGCGACUGAAAUGUCUGCACUGAAUAUGGAAAUCAUAAAUGGCCAAUUACUUGAAUUCAAAAACACAAGUAUAUCGUGGUCUAAGGAUUCGGACAUCGUUUUGGCAGGCUUGAAUUUCAGUAUCCCGGCAAAGAAAAUUACAAUGGUCGUGGGACCAGUUGGAUCUGGAAAGUCUUUUCUUCUCGAGAGCAUUAUCGGCGAAACAACAGUCAGACAAGGUGAUAUUACUAAUACGGUAUCAUACGCUGCAUAUUGUCCUCAAACCCCAUGGCUGAUGAAUAGUACAAUUCGCCACAAUGUUACGGGAGGGUCUGAUUUUGAUUCUAAAUGGUAUGAAUUCGUCAUCUCCUCAUGCGCACUACAAAGAGAUAUAGAAAAUUUUGAAUCUGGAGACCACUACAAAGCUGGAAGCAAUGGCAGCUCCUUGAGCGGCGGUCAGAAACAACGAGUGUCUUUGGCUCGUGCAGUCUAUUCGAGGCUACCAGUCGCGAUUCUUGAUGAUGUGUUCAGCGGUCUGGAUUCAAGGUCUACCAAUUCCAUAAUGCAAAGUCUCUUUAGCCCAGAUGGCUAUUUUCGGACAUCCAAAACAUCCGUGAUAUUGGCUACGCAUAAUUUGGAUCUUCUUUCAUACGCCGAUCAUAUUAUCGUUUUGGGUGAUGGGAAUGUAGCUGAUAAUGGAUCAUAUUGUGAUAUUCUCACGCGUAACCCGGAGUUGUUUACAACUUCAUAUUCCACGGAAAAGGAGUCAGAGGACGAGCUCAAACUAUCGACCAAACAGGAUUUUACCUCUCAGAAAUUCGAAAAACCAGGUGAUAAAAAUGCGAAUAAAGGAAAUGGUAAAUCGAAUAAUGGUGUGGGUAUCCUACAACGAAAUGGAACCCGGGGUGUAUAUCAGUACUACAUUCAUCGAGCUGGGCCAUACAUCUGCUUAGCAGCCGUUGGAGUAAUGAUCAUUCAGGCUUUUACAGCAGAAUAUGCUACGGUAUGGCUUCAAAAUUGGUCAAACGAAAAUGAAAAGAAUCCGAACGGUCAUCUGGCGAUGUAUCUAGGCGUAUAUACACUACUCAACGCACUUACGCUUGCCGGUCUCAUUGGAUCCGCCUGGCUUAUUACAAUUGUGAUCAUCACAAAUACUGCACGUGGACUUCAUACGGACCUUCUGAAAGCAACUCUUUGGGCCCCGAUCAGCUUUUUACAGAAAUCCGACAAAGGGUCUUUGAUUAAUAGAUUCAGCCAGGACAUCAACUUGAUCGACAUGCAACUGCCUAUCUAUAUGUAUAAUUUUGCAGAAGGAGCCGCCAUGUGUAUUGUCAUACUGGUCAUUAUCUGUGUUGUGGGGAAAUAUUUCGCCGUAGCCAUUCCUGUGAUUGCCAUCAUAUUGUGGGGUGUCCAACUCUACUACCUGCGCACUUCACGGCAAGUCAGGCUUCUCGACAUUGAAGCCAAGGCACCGCUCUAUUCACAAUUCAUGGAAACCGAAUCCGGUGUGUCCGUUAUUAGGUUGAUGAAAUGGCAAGCCCGAUUUCGAGGUCAAUGCGAAGAAAUUCUUGACUAUUCCCAGAAACCACUCUACAUGCUGUAUUGUAUUCAGCAGUGGUUGAAACUGGUUUUGGAUUUGAUUGUGAUGGCAAUGGCGGUGGUUAUAGUGGCCACAGCGACCGGGUUGAAGAAUCAUAUCAGUCCUGGUGCUGCUGGUGUUGCAUUGACUCUUGUUCUUCUGUUCAAUACUGAUUUGACCAACACAAUCCAGUUCUGGACACUCACAGAAAUAUCCAUAGGGGCUGUUGCGCGUAUCAAGCAGUUUGCAGAAGACACUCCGUCCGAAAGUCGCCUUGACUGUGAUCCUGCUCCUCCUAGCCACGAAUGGCCCUUGCAAGGUGCUAUACGUUUCGAGGACGUCACAGCCUCCUAUAGCACAGAUACAGCCCCGAUCCUGAAACGGCUGUCUCUAGAUAUCAAACCCGGAGAGAAAAUAGCCAUUUGUGGCCAGUCCGGAAGUGGAAAGACAUCCUUGAUUUUAUUACUUCUACAAAUGAUAGAUGUGCAGAGUGGCAAGUGUAUCGUCGACGAAAUCAAUUUGGCAUCACUCGACCGAGGAGACAUUCGCACCAGACUAAAUGUUGUCACCCAAGAACCCUUCUUCAUACCUGGCAGUAUCAGAUUGAACCUUGACCCACAUAACCGAGCGUCAGAUGAAUGCAUUGAAUCCUCUAUCAAGAAAAUUGGCUUAUGGGCCCGAGUUGAGGCCAACGGUGGACUUGAUAUGACUUUUGUUGCAUCUGACUGGUCUAUGGGUGAGAGACAAUUAUUCAGUCUAGCCAGAGCUUUGACCACACCGAGUCCUAUUCUCGUUUUAGACGAAGCCACGAGCAGUGUGGAUUGGGAGACAGAAACAACGAUGCAGAAGAUUAUUGAUGAUGAGUUCUCAGCAAAGACCAUUGUUUCCGUUGUUCACCGGCUGCGAUUUAUCAACCGGUACGAUCGAGUUGCCGUCAUGAAAAACGGAGAGCUAGUAGAAUGCGAUCGACCACAGUCCUUGCUCAAUGGUAGCACCGAAUUUAAAAAGCUGCACGAUGCUAUGGGGAUCAACUCAUAG
Molecule: messenger RNA, 3822 nt
Organism: Talaromyces amestolkiae
Lineage: Eukaryota; Fungi; Ascomycota; Eurotiomycetes; Eurotiales; Trichocomaceae
Exons: 14
Coding region: 1-3822 (1273 amino acids)
Biological process (GO): transmembrane transport
Cellular component (GO): membrane
Molecular function (GO): ABC-type transporter activity; ATP hydrolysis activity; ATP binding
Source: RefSeq, a predicted model, not a curated record